AUGGCUUCAACAGCUAAUGCAAAAUUGAUAACACUACUGAAGCAGUACAGUGACAUCUUUGCUUGGACAUAUGAUGAGAUGCUUGGUCUUGACCCAUCUCUUGUCACCCAUCACUUGGACAUUUUUUCCAACUCUAAGCCAAUAAAGCAGCAUGCUCAAAAGUAUCACCUUGAUCUUGAGGCAAAGAUUAAAGAAGAGGGAAUUGAAGUAGAUAGGGAUAAGAUCAAGUCAAUCAUGGAGAUGCUACCGCCACAAUCGCAAAAAGCCUUGAAGAAAUUCCUAGGCAAGUUGUCAUACCUUAGGAGGUUCAUUCCAGCCCUUGCUGAGAUAACCUUUUCCUUUGGGACACUGCUGAAAGAGAAUCACAAGUUUGAAUGGUUGCAAGAACACCAAUAG
Camellia sinensis is the source of this 396-nucleotide messenger RNA. The record is from RefSeq and is a predicted model, not a curated record. NCBI's taxonomy places the organism in Eukaryota, Viridiplantae, Streptophyta, Magnoliopsida, Ericales, Theaceae.